Molecule: messenger RNA, 5689 nt
Organism: Misgurnus anguillicaudatus (oriental weatherfish)
Lineage: Eukaryota; Metazoa; Chordata; Actinopteri; Cypriniformes; Cobitidae
Source: RefSeq, a predicted model, not a curated record
AGUCCGUGGAUUUAACGGUGAAAGAAUGUAAAAUAGUGAAGGAAAAAAAACGUAAUUAAAAAAUCAUGAAAUUACCGUUAAAUUGACGGUGUAAUGCUGUUAAUGUAAAAACAAGGACAUUUAAUAUGUUUCACCUGAUUGCUUUGUAAAAUGUCUGUUAUUUUACCACCAAACAACAUAGCACACAAACAAAAUAAACAGAUAAUCACUGUAGGCCUAUUGCAAAAAUUUCUGAUGUAUGCUGUUAGCAGUAUGUUAUGCACUUGUGUUUUUUAACAAUAAAUCAGGCAGCUUAAAAAACUUUAGUCUCUCCCAUAAUAAAAUACUUAAUGUAAUAUUACAUAUUAAAUGAAGUAUUUUAAUUGCAAUGACUCCUCCUGAUUUAGACUCCUCAGUAAUGUCAUUAAAUUCUGAAAUUAAUAUGAAAUGCAAUAUGUAAAAGGUUUUAAAAUCCAUACUUUAUGUUAUUGUUUUGGGUUCAUAUGCAAUAUAUUGCAUUUAUAUUAUGUUGCAUCAUAUUAAUUAAAAACAUUUUUAAAAAUUGUAAUUUUUAUGUUAUGUUAAAUUAAGGCUUUACUUUAUGCUACAGUCUUCAUUUUAUUAGUUGUCCACUCAGUACAACGACUUUGUAUAAAGUGAAGGAUUUUUUUAUAAAAUGUAUUGAUUUUUGAACUGUCCAAUCAGCGCCCACGUUGCACCGUUGCCGAUGCCGUUGCCUAGGAUAGCUCAUUAGGUUCGCGGUCUUUCUGGAACACAGUCAAGAAAAGCAUCGUGCUGCUGUUUACUCCUCUGAUUUUAAGUGUUAUUCGUCUCUUUGGUGAGCACAUAUAAGCACAGUUUGUUACAUUUAAGAUAUAAUAAUUGCCUUCGUUAUCAGUUUUAGUUAUGGUUAUAUUCUGAGUUAAGUUACUUGCAAAAAUAUUUGUGAGGUAAACCAUAUGCGCGAGCCCGUUGGUUUGGCGGUCUUUCUGGAACACAGCCAAGCAAAGCAUCGUGCUGCUGUUUACUCCUCUGAUUUUAAGUGUUAUUCGUCUCUUUGGUGAGCACAUAUAAGCACAGUUUGUUACAUUUAAGAUAUAAUAAUUGCCUUCGUUAUCAGUUUUAGUUAUGGUUAUAUUCUGAGUUAAGUUACUUGCAAAAAUAUUUGUGAGGUAAACCAUAUGCGCGAGCCCGUUGGUUUGGCGGUCUUUCUGGAACACAGCCAAGCAAAGCAUCGUGCUGCUGUUUACUCCUCUGAUUUUAAGUGUUAUUCGUCUCUUUGUCCCGUCAGCACUCAAGACGUUGCACUGCCUGCUCUGUGUCGUUUGUUUGGCGGUCUUUCUGCAACACGCACAGGUAAGCAAAUGUUUCACUGUUAACUGGUUAAAUUAAAAUGUAAUGGACAGUGUGAGCUCAGAGUUCAGUUCAAUGUGAAUCACUUUGGAAUAUGCUUUAAAAAUGUACACUUGCAACUUUUGUAGUUUAACAGUGCACAGUUUGAGAGACUAUGUCUUGCACUGUAGACUGCAUCGCAACGAACCGCAUGCAAUUUUCAAAUGUGCAGCUGUUGAUUGCAAACAGUCUUUUUCCAAAUAUGAAGCAUUUAAGAGUCACUUUUAUCGGGGACAUAACACCUAUGCACAUAGAGUAACUGAUACAGCCUUAAUAUGCAAUGUUGCACUUUGUGGUCGUCAGUGUAGCGAUGUGCCUGGUCUUGUUGCUCAUUUAAAGAACCAUAUGAAGGAAGGUCGUGCAGUUAACUGUCCAGUAAGAGGGUGCAAAUAUACUUUUCAAAUUAAGUCUUCUUUUACUUCCCAUAUGUCUAGGAAGCACAGGAAUUGCUCCUUUAACAGCAUUGAUCAUUCACAUCGACAAUCUGCACCAGAGAUUACAUCUGUUUCAACUGAGCAAUAUCCUGCAGCUUCUGACCUGGAUGUAAAUACAGGUGAGUCAGAAGUUGAAAUGGGUUCAUUUGAAAAUUUUGAUGAUUUAUUUUUAAAAAAUCUUAGCUUAUUUUAUCUGAAAUUACAAGGACAGUUUCUUCUCGCAGCUUCUACAAUACAAAAUAUUGUAGAUGAGAUGCAAAAUAUUCAUGAAUUGGGACAAACAUAUACUGUUAGUAAGCUUCAUUCACUUUUGCAGAAUGACCUGUCACUACCUGAGGAAACAAUUUCUAAAAUCCUUGCUACAGUGAAAGAAUCAGACUUGUUUUCUAUGUGUCACAAGGGACCUUUGCGAACAGUGUACUCAAGGAGCCAGGCAUUUAAAAAAGUAUUCAGCUAUGUUGAACCAAAAAGAAUACUUUUAGGUAGAGAUGAGAACCGGAAAGAGCAGUUUGCAUAUUAUGUUCCUGUAAAAGAGACAUUGAGGUGUUUGUUAAAUUCAGAUAUUGGGAAGAAUUACAUUUCAAUGCACCUGACUGAAAACAACUCUGACAUUCUUUGUGAUUGCUCAGAUGGCCAAAUACUUAAGUGCAGAGAUUUCUCUGAAGACAAUCCAAGCCUUCAGCUACUGCUCUAUCAGGAUGCUUUUGAGGUGGUUAACCCUUUAGGGUCUGCACGCAAGAAACACAAAAUUUUGGCUGUUUAUCUCUCUCUCGUUAAUUUGCCAGCUCAUCUUAGGUCAAACACAGAACAUAUGCAGCUGGUUAUGUUGUGCAGGGAGAAGGACUUUAAAGACUUUGGCCAUGAAAGUGUUUUCUCACAGCUAGUAGCAGACCUGAAAGAUCUUGAGGAAAAUGGGAUUUCUCUGUCAGACCAGUCUGUUAUUAAAGGCAGUCUUUACUGCAUUGCUGGAGAUAACUUGGGAUCACACUGUAUUGGUGGGUUCACUGAAAACUUUAGCCAGUCCAAGUACUUUUGCAGGUACUGUCUAAUUACUAAAGAUGAAUUUCAGAGUGUUGACCCAAAUUCAUGUGGUCCACUACGUACUGUUGAGGGAUAUGAAUCUGCUGUUAAACAGUUACAGACAGAAGGCGUUACAGAGGUUCAAGGCAUAAAGUUCAGUUCAGUUUUCAGUUCUUUGAAAAACUUUAAAGUGUGCCAACCUGGCUUGCCACCUUGCCUUGGUCACGAUGUUUUUGAAGGCGUGUUGUCUUAUGAUGUUGUCCUGUACCUCAAGUAUUUUGUUAAGAAAAAGUGGUUCACUUACCCAGUUCUUAACCGUCGAAUCUGUCAGUUCAAAUAUAGUGGUUCUGACGCUCUCUCAAAACCUUGUGAGGUCAGUCCGCAUGGGCUUAAGCUGGCAGGUCAGGCCAUUCAAAAUUGGAAUUUUUUAAGGCUUCUACCUGUUAUACUUAGUGACAGAGUGCUAGAUCCUGCAGAUGAAGUUUGGCAGUUAACACUUCAGCUAAAGGAGAUUGUUGAACUGAUCUGUGCUCAGAAAAUUUCAGUGUCACAGGUUGCUUACUUGGAUGUUCUCAUACAGGAAUACUUGGAGUCCAGAAAAGCAGCAUUUCCUGAAGUAAAUCUGAGACCGAAACAUCACUACUUGCGGCACUAUCCAGUUAUGGAUGAAUCACAGCAAAGGAAUGUAACCAGUGCAAUUGUUCGGGUACUCCCAGAUCUUUCAUCUUCGGUGCUGGCAUCAGUUGUGGAGACACUGAAUUCACUUGGGGUAACUACACCUGAAGAUUUUCAGUAUGUUCAGGAAGCAGAUCUCCUUCCAGUAUUACGACACAUUCAGGCUAGGAAACUGGUAUCUGUCUUGGGCCAGAAUCAACAAAGCACUGGUUGCGGAUCAACUUCAGCAGAAAACAGUGACAGUCAUUUAGCUUCGUGUUCGUCAUCUUCAUCACAUCUUGUCAAGGUUUCCAAAGUGCCUUUAGACUGGGCAGACAACUUUAAAAUUCCAUGGCAGAAGCUUCCAGAAGAAAUUAUUCAUUGUUUAGAAAAAAAGAAGAGACUAAGUCCUCGAUUACGUCGAGAAAUGAUCAGAAUAGUGGUUUCGGACAUGUUGAAGGUAUGUGAUGGUCCCAGUAAACAAAGUUCAACAACCAUUGCUAAAAAGAUGGUGGCCAAAUACCCUGCAUCCCUGCAGGAUGUUAUUGAGGGUGAGAUAGUUGGUUCAGGGUAUCAUUCGCUGGUGAAACAGCUUCAGAAUCGUGUAGAAAACAUAAAGAGAUCAUAUGUGCCAAAAAUCAGAAAACGCAACAGAACGGAAGACUCUGACACAGACGAGAUUCCUGGUGAAAAAAAAGCAGCAGUUCAAGACACUUAUGGUUGUGUGAAUUGGGAAUUAAAACUUAUGCCACUCAGUGAGACUAAAGAGAGCCAGUUGGAUAAACAAGAACAAAUGAAGAUGAUGUCUACAACAGCUAAUCCUGACCCAGAAGUAGUAAGCAGUCUUUUGAAAGCAACAUACUAUACACAACGCAGAGACAUAAACAAUGGAACAAGCAUGCAACAGCUUUGUGAGACCUGGCCUUUUUUGUUUCGAGAGGUUGGCAUGUGUGUACACUUCAAGUUGCUAACAGGAAUCGAUCUAAAGGAGAUGCUCUUCAACAGCUUGGAUAAAAAGGGAAAGCGGCUCCUUAACUUUCUAAAAACUGUUGGUGCAGAACGGAAGAAACGAGUACUUCAAGCUGCUGCAAAACUUGAAGUUAUGAGGGGACAAAUUGAGGGAUGUUCUGAAGAUAUUAAAGACUUGGUACUGCUCCUGCUUGCCUACUUCGAUGAAAAGGAAGAGAUGAUGUUUCACUAUGUUGAAGAGUCUUGCCUUGUUGAAGAUGUACAGCUAGAUAAGUUACCAGCAACACCCUGCAUCGUUGUCUGUGGCUCUUCCUGCUACACAUCAAAGCUGUUCAUGGUGAGCAUUGACCAAAGGAUAACAACUCCACACAUUUCUACUUUCAUCUCAGCAAUAUGCAUAAUGUUUGGCAGCUUCUACUGUUUCAACAUUCAUUAUCCUUUGGAGCUGGGUUCUACUCUGGAGUUCCUGCAAAGAUGCUUCUUUAGCAUAAACCCAGAGAAGGGCACCAAAGUUGAAUGGAAAAAAAAACAAAAAACAGCUCCCAGUGAAUCCCAGAGUCCUUACACUCAUAGCAGACCUUGCGGAUCAUGAAUGGAGAGCAGAUUAAGGUUGGACUCUGCUAUUAGUAUUUUGAUUUUUUUUUUUUUUGAGACAUUUUACAGGUGUUCUGUUCACUUUAAGGAUACAAGUUUGCAAAUUUGUAUUUGUUUACUUAAUCGCAAUGUUAAGUCACUUGCUGAUGCUCAGACUUUGUGUUUGAGAUUUCUGUGUUGUGUGUUGAAUGUUCCAUCCUACAAACUUAUGUAAUGGUACUAUGCGCCUGUAGUCAUUUUAAAAAAGAAAAUAUAUUUGUAGCUGAAAUUAAAUCUGUUUAAAGCCAAUGAAAUUCAGAGAUUUUAAGGUUUAUGUGGUUAUGCUGUUUUGUGUACUGUCAAUUUAUGAAUUUAUAUUUCCCUACGGAAAGAUACUUUUUGAUAUAAAAAAGUUAAAAUCUGUAUGCUCUCUAUACAUGGGUUGUGUAUACCUUUGGUGUUCAUGUUUUUCAUUAACAUGGUUAAACCAUUCUGAUGAUAGAACGUUCUGUGUAUGUUUUUUUAAAUGUUGCUUUCUGGUAAAUUUCUUGUAUUUCAAAAUGUUUGUUCUGCACUCUUGAACUGUUUAAUGAAAAGAAAUAUGGAUGCCUAAAUUUGUGUUUACUGAAUUUGUGGUAUUUAAAUAAAAAUGUAGCCAGUAUAAGUGA